This is a messenger RNA of Verticillium dahliae VdLs.17, 523 nucleotides long. Its product is annotated as NADH-ubiquinone oxidoreductase 14.8 kDa subunit. The transcript has 5 exons. The record is from RefSeq and is a predicted model, not a curated record. The coding region runs from base 59 to 433 and encodes 124 amino acids. Lineage: Eukaryota; Fungi; Ascomycota; Sordariomycetes; Glomerellales; Plectosphaerellaceae. Gene Ontology annotation, biological process: response to oxidative stress.
AGUCCCCAACGACGAACCACCAGAAGCAGUCGAUUCAUCACAGCAUUGGCCGCCCAAAAUGGCGAUUACACCGACACAAUUCGCGCAGAAGACGCGCCAGUCUGCCAAUUGGCCCGAGGCCAAGCGACGAGUGCUUCACUCCUACCGACAAUGGAUCCGCGCGGCUCCCGAGGUUCAGACCAUGUACAAUCUGCCCAUGCCAGUGUCGGUUAUCCGCACCCGGAUGCGUGAGGAGUUUGAGCGCCACCGCUUUGCCAACAAGCUCUCCGUCGUGGAUGUGCUGCUGUUCAAGAGCCAUGCUGAUUACCAGGAGACGAUGAACUUUUGGCGCCAGACCAACCACAUCAUGUCUUACUUCAAGAACGAGAACUUCAGGGGAGACGACAGGCUACCCAAGAGCUUCAUGUCCGGAUUCCUCGAGGGCCGCAACUAGCGAGAGGCAGGAUGCGAGGUGGAGCGAAAGACAGAGGGAGCAGGCGAGGAGCCAGUGCAUUGUACAUAGUGCCAAUAGAAGAAAUUACCA